AUGCUGCAGCGCACAACAUCCCAUGCAAAGACCCACAAAAUGGCAGCCAUACGGGACCGUAAAUCUGGCUCCACAUGCUCAGAAGCAAACUCAGAGGAGCAAGCUGACACCCAGGUCCACACCGCAACAUCAGAUGCCAUGACAAACACUGAGGCACAAGCUCCAGCUACAAAGCAGGACAUCCAGGACCUCCUACGUAAUAUGAGGCAGAUGUUCUCUAAGGACAUUGAUUUAGUUAAAACAGAAGUUUAG
Molecule: messenger RNA, 252 nt
Organism: Pelobates cultripes (western spadefoot toad)
Lineage: Eukaryota; Metazoa; Chordata; Amphibia; Anura; Pelobatidae
Source: the annotation of a GenBank genome assembly